Messenger RNA from Durusdinium trenchii, 2520 nucleotides. Lineage: Eukaryota; Dinophyceae; Suessiales; Symbiodiniaceae. The record is from the annotation of a GenBank genome assembly.
AUGUCGAAGCUGUCCGCUGCUGCGACGGCCACCGCCGCCGUGUGGGGCGCCAGCGCCUUCGUGGCGCCGGGGACGAGCAACUCCCUGCGGGGCCAGGGAGCUAGCAGUGCAGGAGCCCAGCGCUCGAUCGCCAGCGGCUUGGCCUCCACCGGAGCUGUUGGCUUGGCCGCCCUGGCUGCCGCUGGCUUCGCGGCCCGUCCCGCUGCCGCCGGCCGCACGGUCGUGCGCGCGUAUGAUGCCUCCAAUGAGAUCGGCGCCUGCGAUCCUUUGCUCUUCUGGGACCCCAUCGGCUACUGCGGUGGCGACUGCACCAAGCAGGACUUCGACCGCCGCCGUGCCGUCGAGCUGAAGCACGGCCGGAUCUGCAUGUUCGCCACCAUCGGCAUGCUUUGGCCUGACAUCUUCGGCAAGUUCGACGGCUACCUGAGCCCCUCGCAGAACCUGAAGUUCGCCGACGUGCCCAGCGGCCUCGCCGCCAUCAGCAAGGUGCCAUUGGAGGGUUGGCUGCAAGUGCUCUUGGUCGCUGGGCUCAUUGAGACUCAGCUCUUCAAGGACCAGUCCUUCGGAGGCUUCGCCUACGCCAAGUACGGCGAGCCCGGCAACUUCGGCACCGGCUACUGGGGACGCAAGAUCGCGGACCCCGCGGAGCGGCGUCUGAAGCUCACCACCGAGCUGAACAAUGGGCGCUUGGCCAUGGUGGCCAUGACAGCCAUGUUGAUUCAGAACGGCUUGACUGGGCAGUCGCCGGUGGAGCAGCUCACCUCGGGACACAUUUCUCCCUUCAAUGAUGGCCAGGGCUUCUUUGCCCAGUUCGAUGCCAGCAAGGAGUUGGGUGCUUGCCCUCCCUUGGGCUACUGGGAUCCUUUUGGCAUGAUGGCCUUCCAGGAUGAGGAGAAGUUCCGCCGCAACCGGGAGCUGGAGCUCAAGCACGGGCGCAUUUGCAUGGUCGCCACCAUCGGCAUGAUCGUGCCCGACCUCUUUGGCCGCUUCGGAGGCGAUCUGUCUCCCUCCCUGGGUCUGAAGUUCAGCGACAUCCCCUGCACCAUCGAGGCGAUCUACAAGGUCCCGGUGGCUGGGUGGCUCCAGGUCUUCGCCUUGGCGGGUGCCAUUGAAGCCAAGAAUUUGGCCUUCCCCACGAACUACGGCUAUCCUCCCUUUUGGGGUCAGAUCGACAAGCUCGAGCCGGAGGAGAAACAGAAGAAGCUGUUGGCCGAGAUCAACAACGGGCGCUUGGCCAUGGUGGCGAUGGCCGCCAUUGUGGCACAGAACGGAGCCACUGGUCAGUCCUUGGUGGAGCAAUUCACCACAGGCAACUUGAACCCUUUCAUCGGCGGCUAUGCUCAGAAGGAGACGGCUGACAAGGUGGCCAUGCGUGCUCAGUCCGACUUCUUCUUCAGCGGGAAGGCGGGUGGAAACAGUGAGGCGAUCCCUUGGGAGAAGGUCCCGGAAGGCCUCUCCAACGACCUCUUCGGCCCUUAUGUGGGCGACGUGGGCUUCGACCCUGCCGGCUUCGCCAAGAACUCUCGCUUGCUCCCUUGGUACCGUGAGGCUGAGCUGGCACACGGGCGCGUGUGCAUGUUGGCAACUCUGGGCUACACCGUGCAGACCUCCGGCGCCAAGAUCGAGCCCUUCAUCACACGCUAUCCGACCGACUCCUCGGACCCUCUGAAGGCCGCCACCCAGGUGCCGAUCGUCGGAUGGCUGCAGAUCCUCGUGGUGAUCGCCCUCUCGGAGCUCUGGCGCUACGAGAACGUCAUCAGCAAAUACGACGAGGGCGUGGCUCCUGGUGACUUGGGCUGGAACGUCACGGCGCCCAUGGGCUCCAAGCGUCCCAAGUGGUUCGGGCCUACCUUCUCUGCCAACUACUCCACGGAGGAGUGGAACAACAUGCGCCUGAGGGAGAUCAAGCACUGCCGCUUGGCCAUGGUGGGAUUUUUCUUCAUGGUCUUGACCAACGCUUCGACGGGACAAGGUCCAUCCCUCCUGCCCACCUACACCCAGGAGGAGUUCCAGUCCACCGUGGGUGAUUUCAUCCCCAAGGGUUUCCGGGACAACUUGGAAGCCAAGGAGAUCAAAGGCGGCUCGCAAGGCGCCUCCUUAGGCAUCACACCCGGCUGGCGCCUGGUGACGCUGAACGGCGAAGCCUUGAGUAACAGCAAAGAGCUGGUGGCCAAAAUCAAGGGCCUGAAGAGCUCGGGCGCCAGCUCCGCGUCCUCCCGGUGGAAACGCCCCGCCGAGGAUGUGGAGGAGAUCACCCUGGAUCCCCAGCAGCCCUUGGGCGUCGCCUGGACCGACGACCUCCACGUGCAGGAGGUGCUGGCCGGGUCUCAGGCGGAAGCUAUGGGGAUCCGUGCUCAGUGGAAACUCUUGCAACUGGCCGGGGAAGAUGUGAGCAACAAGGAGGACGUCGAGCAACAGCUCCAGUUGCGGAAGGAUGCCAAUGGUGCUUCGAAAGAGGUGCGCCUGCGCUUCUCCGUGCCCAGAGGCGGCCCACCCGAGAAGCGCCAGCGCACCGGGUGA